Molecule: messenger RNA, 717 nt
Organism: Meleagris gallopavo (turkey)
Lineage: Eukaryota; Metazoa; Chordata; Aves; Galliformes; Phasianidae
Gene: OAZ2
Product: ornithine decarboxylase antizyme 2
Biological process (GO): positive regulation of protein catabolic process
Cellular component (GO): cytoplasm; nucleus
Molecular function (GO): ornithine decarboxylase inhibitor activity
Source: RefSeq, marked reviewed
CAGUAAUAUUUUACCUUUGAGUAACUGUCCCCAGCUGCAGUGCUGCAGGCACAUCGUUCCGGGGCCUCUGUGGUGCUCCUGAUGCCCCUCACCCACUGUCGAAGAUCCCCGGUGGGCGAGGGGGUAGCAGGGAUCCUUCUCUUUCAGCUCUGAUUUACAAGGAUGAGAAGAUCACUGUUAGCCAAGAUGUCCCGGUGCACGAAGGGAAGCCUCAUGUUGUCCACUUCCAGUACAAGGUCACAGAGGUGAAGACUUCCUCCUGGGAUGCAGUGCUUUCGAAUCAGAGCCUCUUUGUGGAAAUCCCUGAUGGGUUAUUAGCUGAUGGAAGCAAAGAAGGGUUAUCAGCACUGCUGGAAUUUGCUGAAGAAAAAAUGAAAGUCAGCUAUGUCUUUAUUUGCUUCAGAAAAAGCAGAGAAGAUAGAGCACCGCUCCUGAAGACCUUCAGCUUCUUGGGCUUUGAGAUCGUGAGGCCUGGUCACCCCUCUGUCCCAUCGCGGCCAGACGUGAUGUUCAUGGUGUACCCCCUGGAUCAGAACUCUUCCUCUGAUGAAGAAUAGCUGCGGCGGGGGACCCGAGCGUGACCUGAAAACCUUUUGAGAGGAGAGAGGGUUACAUCUCCUUUCUUGAGGAAAGGGAAAACAAGCUUUUGUUGAACUGAAACUGCAUUUCUCAUUGUUAGAUUGGCCUGUGUAUCCUCAGAGUUGACUAUCUCAUUGA